Molecule: messenger RNA, 253 nt
Organism: Chironomus riparius
Lineage: Eukaryota; Metazoa; Arthropoda; Insecta; Diptera; Chironomidae
Source: the annotation of a GenBank genome assembly
CUUCCGUUAACUUUCGCGAAUGCUAUUUCUUCAUUACGAUUAUAUUAAAGUAGACACAUUCAUAAAUUGUACAUACGUAUGGUGAGUACAGUCUCAUUGUAUAAGAAUCUUACUGAUGCAUGCAGUUCUGUUGUGCAUUAUAUGAAUAAUUUCAUCAAGUUGCCGGCUCAAUUCUACUAUUCUUUAUAUCGUAAUCACUUUUGGCAGUCAUCAAUUGAGCAUUAACCAAAACAAAUUACGUCGAUUAUGAGCA